Molecule: messenger RNA, 4380 nt
Organism: Anolis sagrei ordinatus
Lineage: Eukaryota; Metazoa; Chordata; Lepidosauria; Squamata; Anolidae
Gene: GGA3
Product: golgi associated, gamma adaptin ear containing, ARF binding protein 3
Biological process (GO): Golgi to plasma membrane transport; protein localization to cell surface; intracellular protein transport
Cellular component (GO): trans-Golgi network
Molecular function (GO): small GTPase binding; ubiquitin binding; phosphatidylinositol binding
Source: RefSeq, a predicted model, not a curated record
UCCCGAGCGAGGAGGGGCUGAGCUUCCAGGCCAGCCGGCAAUAUGGCGGAGGCGGAAGGGGAGAGCUUGGAGUCCUGGCUGAACAAAGCCACCAACCCGCUGAACAGACAAGAAGACUGGGAAUAUAUCAUUGGCUUCUGUGAUCAGAUCAACAAAGAACUUGAAGGUCCACAGAUAGCUGUGAGGCUACUGGCUCAUAAAAUCCAAUCUCCACAGGAAUGGGAGGCAGUCCAGGCCUUGACAGUAUUAGAAGCUUGUAUGAAAAACUGUGGCCGAAGAUUUCAUAAUGAAGUGGGGAAGUUUAGGUUUUUAAAUGAGCUGAUCAAAGUUGUGUCUCCCAAGUACCUGGGAGACAGAGUGUCAGAGAAGGUCAAAACCAAAAUAAUUGAGCUCCUCUACAGCUGGACAGUGGCUUUGCCUGAUGAAUCCAAAAUCAAAGAUGCCUAUUACAUGUUGAAAAGACAAGGCAUCGUUUUGUCUGACCCUGCAAUUCCUAUGGAGAGAACGCUAAUCCCUUCUCCUCCGUCCCGUCCGAAAAACCCUGUGUUUGAUGAUGAGGAGAAAUCCAAGCUUUUAGCUAAACUGUUAAAAAGCAAAAAUCCAGAUGAUUUACAAGAAGCAAACAAACUUAUUAAAUCAAUGGUGAAAGAGGAUGAGGCACGGAUACAGAAAGUAACAAAGCGAAUGCACACCUUGGAGGAGGUAAACAACAAUGUGAAACUGUUGAAUGAGAUGUUGGUUCACUACAGCAAAGAAGAUUCCUCGGAGGCUGACAAAGAACUUAUGAAGGAGCUCUAUGACAGAUGUGAAACCAAGAGGCGGACUUUAUUUAAACUGGCCAGUGAGACGGAGGAUAACGACAGCACCCUCGGAGAAAUCCUACAAGCCAGUGACAACUUAUCACGGGUAAUAAAUUCCUAUAAAAGAAUUAUUGAGGGGCAAGUCAUCAAUGGUGAAGUGGAUAUUUCUGUCCUUCCUACAACAGACAGAAGUGAUACGACCAAUAACAUCAAUACACUUAUUGACUUGGUGGGUUUGGACAUUUCUAGUACUCCACCACCACCACCGCCACCACCAAUGCCUCCUGCCACCCUGACGCCAGCACCAGCUCUAACGCCCGCUCCGGCCUCCUCAGAUAUCCCCAUCCUCCCACCCCCUCCCCAGACAGUGGGUCACUCCCGGAGUCGUUCAUCCAGCCAGGCUGAAGCCACUGCUGCUCAGUUGGACAGUGCGGCCCAUUCCCUCUCCUUGCUGGAUGAGGAACUGCUGUGCUUAGGCUUAAAUGACCCACCACCUAUUCCAGCAAAAGAAUUGACAGAAAAUAGCCAAUGGAACUUGUUCCAGAAUGAGCCUGUAGAUCUGGACUUCUUGAAUCCACAGCCAGUUUCUGUUGCCUGCAACUCUGCUGCAAACCCUCUUCAUCUUUCUGCAUCACAACCCAUGUGUGCAACUUCAGCACCUCUUGCUUCCACAUUCACGGCUCCGCCACCUGUUUCCAGUGUCCCUGUCCUGACCUCAGCCCCUUUCAUAUUCUCAGCUGGACUGCCUUUGGGCCCUUCUAGUACGGUGCCAGCUGCCCCUGGGUACCCUGGCUCUGCUUUGGGAAGCAAUGGUCUGCACAAGAUGGACCCCUUAGGACACCUUCUGGAUGAAAGCAAAGGGACUUCUGUUCAUGGCAAUAUAGGAGCCUCUGUGUUCCAUGCAGGAGUUGUGUUGCCAGCUGCCACAUCUGCACCUUUGGGAACCACAGCAGGAUUUCCAGGCACUGCCCCGGGGGCCCCUGCAAUCGCACAUCCCAGCAGCUGCACCCCUGGGACAGGAAGUCCCCUCUUCCAGCCAGCGUUAUUCCAGCAGCAAGGAAGUCCUCUGAAAGGAUCUGAGAUCUCUUUAGCCAAUGUCCACGUUCCUCUAGAAUCCAUCAAACCUAGCAGUGCUCUUCCUGUGACUGCCUAUGACAAAGAUGGCUUGCGAAUCUUGCUUCAUUUUGCCAAGGAGUGUCCACCUGGGAGACCUGAUGUGUUGGUCGUAGUGGUUUCCAUGUUAAACACAGCACCUCUGCCUAUCAAGAACAUUGUUUUACAAGCUGCAGUGCCAAAGUCUAUGAAGGUGAAAUUGCAGCCACCUUCAGGGACAGAGCUAGCACCAUUCAAUCCCAUCCAGCCCCCAGCUGCUAUCACCCAGGUCAUGCUGCUGGCAAAUCCUAGAAAGGAGAAGAUGAGGCUGAGGUACCGACUGACUUUUGCACUGGGGGACCAACACAACACAGAAGCUGGGGAAGUAGAUCAGUUUCCCCCCAUUGAACAGUGGGGCAACCUAUGACCAAGCGGCACCCAGAAGGGACUGGAAGGAAUGUGAAGUGGAAAGGGCAGAUGCGGUAUCCAUUAGUGAUAUUUAGCUUUGUUUACAUGUCCCGUCUGCUCCACUUGUAGCUUUAGUCCAGAAUGUUCCCUGCACUCUGGGAUGAAGUUGUCUGGGGCAUUAACGCCGAGCAUGACCCUGAAUGGGAGAGCCAAGAACAGGGGCCCGACUCGCUUCCCUACCUUGGCCAAUCUGGUUCAAACUUUCACUUUGAUGAAACUUGAAAUAUGAUACUUCUGGAGAGCUCUGUAUGCAGAAGGGCAGUUUACCGGUCACUCUGUUGGUCCAAAGCCUAUAAAGGGCUAUGAUGCCUUCCUAUGUUCCUUUGGGGCAGAGCCCUAGUAGAUGCUCUUAUGCUCCAUUUUUAACCUCUUGGGUGCCAGAAUUCAGAGCAUCUUGAGGCUUCCUGAGCAAUAACACAGGCUCCAAAAGAGGAAGAUUCUGCCAUCAUCUGACACUCCAUUUUCUUUUUUAGGCAACAUCUCUCCUAAAAGCCAGCACAGUUCCUAAAGGUGAAUAAUCACUAUUUAUUUACUUUCCCACAGGUAAAUAUUAAGGCACACUUCUCAAGCUGUUGCUGCCUUUACGGUUUUUUUGUUUCCUUUUUACUUCAAACUGGAUCAGCAAAGUGUGCUUUCUAGGCAGCUGCUCGGUUUUGUAUGCACACAACUCUAUGGCAGCUCUUCUGCAUUCAACAGUUGCAUUCUCUGUUGUGAGCUAAAACAGGGGUCACAGUGACAGUUUAUGAAUUCCUGAAGUGUGGAGCAUAGAGAUAAAUUAAUAGUGAGAAAGAGGCAUCCAUUCUGAUACAAGUGUUGAUCAGGAUCAGAGGUGGGAACUAGUGUAGUUGGGAUGUUGAUUCUUUUUUCUAAAGACAGUAUUAUUACUUGAGAAAAUAAGAUGUACAUAGAACUCUAGGAAAGUGUCAGGUCUACAGAUAAGGGAAAACAGAAGCCAUGACAAUGCAUGUGCUCAGUUGAUUAUUCUGUUUUAUUCAUUCCAAAUGUUAAGUGGCUAAGUGCAAUUGUCUUCAGGAGGAGAGACCCCUGCGUUGAGACAAAAUGACCUUUCUAAAUAUAUGAGGUGUUCAUGAUUAGGCACAUCUGCCCUAAAGUGGGUAUCUCUGGUUUGGGUCAAGUAGUUGCUUCUUCCUAUUUAUCAAACUUUUGUUUCUCAGUCUAAAUAUUUUUCAAAAACACCAGGGAGAUUGCCAGUAUGAAAUGUAUGUUCUGGUUCUGAGCCAAUCAUUUUACUUGGUUAUGAAGAGGAAGACUUGUGGGACCUAAGUAGGUUAUGAAUUGUUAGAUGAGUAGAUUCCCAACACUCCUUGCUUGCACUAUAUAACUGAAAGCAGAAUUUUUGCUGAAGCUAAGUAAAUGGCAUUGAAAAGGCCCCACAAUCAGCAGCUCUCCAGUUAUUUCUGGAUUUUUUACUUUACACAGAAGUAAUUGAAAAUCACCAGAGUAGCCAGAUAUGUGCACUGGCUUGCUCCCUCACUGGGAUUGAGAUUGUAUUGUUGCAAGGUAAACUGUUAGGGAUGUUUUGGAAGGAUCCGCUUGUGUCCAUAAGUUGCGAGGGGAGCACUGUUGGGGGCUAUGGGGUGCAGGAUGAGUUUUUUGUCUCUUGAUCUGGUCCUUACUAGCAUUUUAAUCUCUCUGCUGUCAGGUUUUUGCUUAGGCUGCUGAAGUCUGCCUCAGUGCCAUUGCCUAUGUGUAGAGAGUAAGUUUCACUGCUAGAGCUAGCAAGUUGCUCUGUGACAGAGAAAACUAUGGAAAGGCACAAGUGCUUUGACAUAAUGGCUUUCUCAAUGUCAGCAGUGCUGUCAUGCCAUACUGUAUAAUCCAGAGGUCCCCAUAGUCUCACUGUGUGAAAAUGUACUGUUAAAAGCUUCAGAAAUUAUUUAUGAAUGUUACUUGUUCAUAGGCUGAAGUUACAGCUUCUUACCAAACACUGAAGACUGUAAAUAUGUCUCCGAACCAUUUGUUUUUCUGCACGUUCAAUAAAACUGCUUUCUUUACUCCA